UUGCACAAGUUUCGAGGUCACCGGCGACCCUCCCUAGCAGCGCGCCUGGAUCUGGCCCCCGCGAAGGAGGACGGGGCUUGUGUGUUGCAUACUUUCUAAGGCGGUGGCUGGGACAGCGACAGCGGCUGUGGCUCCAUCCGGCCCAUCGACUGGACUCGGGCGCGGCUUGGCAUGGCUGGCUACCUGAGUGAAUCGGACUUUGUGAUGGUGGAGGAGGGCUUCAGCACCCGAGACCUGCUGGAGGAGCUCACUCUGGGGGCCUCGCCGGCCACUACGGGCAAGGCUGCUGCCUUCUUCUUGGCAGACCUGGGUGCCGUAGUGAGGAAGCACUUCUGCUUUCGUAAGUGUCUGCCACGAGUCCGGCCCUUUUAUGCAGUCAAGUGCAACAGCAGCCUGGGUGUGCUGAAGGUCCUGGCUGAACUGGGGCUGGGCUUCAGCUGUGUCAAUAAGGCAGAGAUGGAGUUAGUCCAGCGUAUUGGUGUCCCUGCCAGUAAGAUCAUCUAUGCCAACCCCUGUAAACAAAUUGCACAGAUCAAGUAUGCUGCCAAGCACGGGGUGCAGCUGCUGAGCUUUGACAACGAGGUGGAGCUGGCAAAGGUAGUCAAGAGCCACCCCAGUGCCAAGAUGGUUCUGUGCAUUGCCACGGAUGACACCCACUCCCUGAGCUGCCUGAGCCUGAAAUUUGGAGCAUUGCUGAAAUCCUGCAGACAUCUGCUUGAAAAUGCCAAGAAGAGCCACAUGGAGGUGGUGGGUGUGAGUUUUCAUGUUGGCAGUGGCUGUCCUGACCCUCAGGUCUAUGCUCAGUCCAUCGCAGAAGCCCGGCUUGUGUUUGAAAUGGGUGCCGAGCUGGGCCACACGAUGCAUAUUCUUGACCUUGGUGGUGGCUUCCCUGGAGUAGAGGGAACCAAAGUGAGAUUCGAAGAGAUUGCUUCUGUGAUCAACUCGGCCUUGGACCUGUACUUCCCAGAGGGCUGUGGUGUGGACGUCCUUGCUGAGCUGGGGCGCUACUAUGUGACCUCUGCCUUCACUGUGGCUGUAAGCAUUGUUGCCAAGAAGGAGGUUCCUCUGGACCAGCCCAGCAGAGAGGAGGAAAGUGGUUCUGCCCUCAAGACCAUCAUGUACCACCUUGAUGACGGCAUGUAUGGCAUCUUCAGCUCCGUUCUGUUUGACAACAUCUGCCCCACCCCUCUCCUGCAGAAGGGGAACAAGAUUAGCAAAACAUUCCUGGGCCUCCAGCAACUUCAGUGGGCAUCUUUAAGAGGGGAAGAGAAUCAGACACACCAUUGUAUCUCCAGAUCACCAGGCCUUUGUGUGGCUCCUCUUCCCAUCAUGGGCCUUGAAAGUCCACUCUUCUUGUCCCUUAUCCCAGGGACCCACAUAUUUUGGACACCUCCUCAUUCCACAGUUAAAUAUGGUUAUGUCAGUUGUCUAAGGAAGCCUCCCUGCUGUGCUGAGGAAUUCAGAGCUUUCUACUCUGACACACCAGCACUGCCUGCAUUCUUCUGGCAGCUCACACCUAUGCACUAAGAGAAUACCGGGCUGGCUCACCUUCCUUCCACUUCACACGAGACUGCAUCCCAGCUGAGCCCGCUCCUCUGCCGUUCCACUGUGUCUCUCUGGCACAUCUUCCUCCGUGUUGACUGCCUCGGGCCUCAGUCUUUGACUCUCUGUCCUGUCUACGUGUACCUCCUUGGUGAACUCUUCCGCACUGAUGCUUUCUUUAUCUUCCUCUCUCUCUUUACUCCUAAAUUUCUCUCUAUCCUGGCUUGCACCCUGGGCUCCUGACUUGGACAGCCACCUAACCACUUGACAUUUCUCCUGGAAUCUCCCACUAGUUCAGAACUGAAUGCUUGAUUUCCCACCCCAAACUCCUUCUCGCAGUAAAUAGCACUGUCAUCAGCCAGCUGUGUAAGCUACAAGUUGGCAUUGCUUCUGCCCGCCCCGCCCUCCCGCCAUGUGGAGCGCACGGGCAGGUCUCGAGUCUUGUUCCUGUGUACAUUUUGAGUUCAUUGUACUGUUUCUCUGCCACCAUCGCCUGCAGCAAUCACUAACUGCUCUUCUGGUCCCUACUUCUGCCUUCUUAUCAUCCAUUCUCUGCACUGAAGCUUUUCAAACACCCAAAGAUCACGUCCCUUCUCUGCUUAAAACCUUCUAUGACUUGUUCUCAAAUCAAAUCCAGACUCCUUAUGAGAACCAGUGGGGCUCCUGCCCAUCCUUCUGUCCACCUCUCCUCACUCAUCUGCUCCAUCUCCACCACCCUCUUUUCUGUUCUGGAUCAUCUGAACUCUUUCUGACCUCAGGACCCUUGCAUUUGCUCCAUUCAGAAUACUCUUCAUUCACUUCUUAGUCUCUUCCUUUAUAUCUCACCUCAGAUGGUACCUACUCAGGAGGCAGCUUCCUGACCACUCUCUUUAAAGUGGCUCACCUUCAACCAUCAGAUAAUUCGAUCACCAUUCUGUUUAUUUUCUUUAUAAUGUGUUAUCAUCUGGAAUUAUCUUGUUUUUGUUUGCUCGCUUAGUCUGUCUUUUCCAUUAGCACACAGGCUUUAUGCAGGCAGCUACUUUGUUCAGUUUGUUCCUUCUGAAUUCUUAAUACCUGGCACGGUGCCAGGCAAAUCAUAGGGCUUAAGGAAUAUUUGCUGAAUGAAUUCUAAAUGAAUGAAUUACCUAUUGUACUGUGAGGCCCCUGAGGGCAGAAACGAUUCACACAUGUUUUCCUGACAUAGAAUGUCACAUGAUAGGUGCUUAGAGCAUAUUGGAAUUGAAGAGGUUUUUUUGUUUGUGUGUUUAAGACGGGAUUCUCGCUACAACUGCCCAAGCUGGUCUUGAGCUCCUGGCCUUAAAAGUGAUCCUUCUGCUUCUGCCUCCUGAGUAGCUAGGACUACAGCUUCAUGCUACCAUACCUGGUAGAACUGAACAGAUUUUGAGAUUUAUAUAAGCAACGUAAAAUUUAAAGGAACUUUUAAGAAGGAAAAACCAAAAACAAGCAAAAAACUCCUGGAACCCUGUGCCCUAGUAAAACUCAUGUUACUGCUCCUUUCACCAUUCCCAUACCAUGCUGUGUGAUUGCAAACUCCACGUCUAUAUUGGUGCCUGCUGAAGUCAUCGUGCUGGCACUGUAUUAAGAACUGCACAUAGUAUUACUCUUAAUUUUUUAUCAGUCCUGUUUUACAACGAGAAAACUGAGCAUAGAGAGAUGAAGUAGCUUGCUUGCUCCAAGUCACAGACUUAGUAAGGGGAAUGCUUAUUAACUGGAGACCGUGAGCCCUAGGGGUAGGGUUCGCGUCUUAUUCAUCUUUGAUUAUCUGUCUGGUGCCAGAGGAAAAGCUCUCAACUUUCCUAUAAAAUUACUACCUCUCUAUGAAGUGUGGUGUCACUGGACAUGUCAGCACUGCUAAAUUUUGGUAUCCGUACUCAUCUUCCAUGGAUGUUCCCUCUGCCUAGAAUGCUCUCUUAGCUCUCUGUACGGCCAGCUCAUUUCACUUGCUUAAAAAAUAAUCACUUUUACAAACUAUUUUCUUAUGGUGAAUCCUUGGGAAUUGGAUUAUCAGGUAAAAAGAUACGAACAUUUUUAGGCCUCUAGAUGUGUCCUGCCAGAUUACUUUCUCAUGAUCUUGGACUAGCUGUACUGUCACUGUCGUGGCCAUUUCACAGGAGAUUCACAAGCACUGUGCGCUACGCGUGACCUCUGCUUGUGGACUCACUUUGUCAGAGAUGGUGCACUGCAUUUCUUUCAUUUCUAUGAGUUUGACAAGCAGAAAUCUUUGUUUCUUUUUUUCUUUGAUGUCAAUGCCAUUCACAUCCUCUGUUCACCUAAUCUGGGAGCUCUUGAAGUCUCUUCUUACAAAUAGAGGUGAACUUGCAUAUGCAUGUGUGUUUAAAGUAACAGUUGAUUCAAUUCUUUUCAAUCCGUUUAUUUAUAGUUUUACCAUUAUUUUUUCAUGUUUCAGCACAAUAUCAUGUAUCUUAACUAAGUGUGCUAUAAUAAUAGCAUGAGAACUUUUGUGUUCUGCAAGUUGUAAAUCACCCUUAUUUUAUAUAUGCCUUUUCUCUUAUUGGAGAGAGUUUGGUGUAAAUGAUAAAAUCAUUCACAAA
Messenger RNA from Fukomys damarensis (Damara mole-rat), 4094 nucleotides. RefSeq names its product antizyme inhibitor 2 (gene Azin2). Gene Ontology annotation, biological process: positive regulation of polyamine transmembrane transport; positive regulation of catalytic activity; negative regulation of protein catabolic process. The transcript has 9 exons. NCBI's taxonomy places the organism in Eukaryota, Metazoa, Chordata, Mammalia, Rodentia, Bathyergidae. Gene Ontology annotation, cellular component: cytoplasm. The record is from RefSeq and is a predicted model, not a curated record. The coding region runs from base 172 to 1527 and encodes 451 amino acids. Gene Ontology annotation, molecular function: catalytic activity; ornithine decarboxylase activator activity.